UCCAGUCUGGUUACUAAACCGUUUCCUCAGCGCAGGAGAAUCUGUCCCGUUAGAUCGUUUCGGUGUGUGGUUAAUACGUCUUUCUGAAAAAAUAAAAUAAAAUAAAACCUUACCGCCUAUUCCACAUAUCAGUCCCGCAGUUUUGGUUUUAAUCAUGCGCAGCUGCCGUGUUCCCCAUCUGCUCCUCUGUCUGCUUUGCGUCGGACUGACGGCUCAAACUAAUCUGGAAACGGAUGAGGUUGUUCCCAGGCUGGUGUCCAGGCAGGAGAUGUACCUUUCCGAGGAUCCUGUCUACAGGUUACGACAACGUCAUCAGUGGCCCUUGGAUUUCUCGAGUAAAGAACAUUCUGAGGCAGAGAACAUUAUUGUGUCGCUGUCGGCUUUUGGAAGGAGUCUGUAUCUUAAUUUAACACAAGACCUUAAAAUUCUUUCAAGAGACUUUGUUGUAGAGGAGAGGCUCAGGAACCAAAGUGUAGUAGUCAGACACUUAUCCAUGAAGCAGCUUUGUUUUUACUCUGGCUUUAUCAUCAACCAUACAGACUCUCUGGCAUCCCUGAGCACCUGUGGCGGUUUGACUGGGCUUAUUCAGAUUGGGAAGGACAGCCUGUUCAUCCAGCCUGUGGAUGAUCAUGAUCCAUCACAGUCAUUCUCCGGAAUUAAGCACCAACUGCUUCGACACCAUUGUUUCCCGAAGAACAAUCCUGGUCAGUGUGCUGGCCAGCCCAUCCACUGUGAGACUGUAGAAGGGGAGAAAAAGAAGAGGAAGCCAAAACUGAGUGAAGAUGAUCGCAGGAAGAGGAACACCAUGAACUUGCACAAAACAUACACUUUAGAGACCGUGGUAGUGGCAGACUUUGACAUGGUGCAGUACCAUGGUGCUGAAGUGGCGCAAAGAUUCCUGCUUACUAUCAUGAAUAUGGUUGACAACAUGUUCCAGCACAGGAGUCUGGGAGUUAAGGUCGACAUAAGAGUCAGUAAACUGGUGUUGCUUCACACCCGCCCGGAAAAAUUAAAGAUAAGCCACCAUGGACAAAGGUCUCUGGAGAGCUUUUGUCAAUGGCAAUAUCAGGAGUUCGGAAUACCUCAGUACCUUGGUACCAACCGCAUUACAAGUGGAAGGUAUGACGUCCCACCAGUGGACACUGCUGUGCUAGUCACCAGGACUGAUUUCUGCGUUCAUAAAAAUGAACCCUGUGAUACAGUCGGUAUGGCUUAUCUGAGUGGUGCUUGCAGUGCUAAGAGGAAGUGUGUAUUAGCAGAGGACAAUGGCCUUAAUUUGGCCUUCACCAUUGCUCAUGAGCUCGGGCACAAUAUGGGAAUGAGCCAUGAUGAUGACCAUGCUAACUGCACUAGCCACUCGCACAUUAUGUCUGGUGAAUGGGUAAAAGGCAGAAAUCCAAACAAUCUUUCAUGGUCAUCCUGCAGCCGCAAUGACCUCCAGAACUUUCUCAGAUCUGGAGCCAGCAUCUGUCUACGUUAUACAGACCCCAGGAGCCGGCACUGGAUGCGCCUCUCCUCGAAGCUUCCAGGGAUGCACUAUAGUGUGGAUGAACAGUGCCAGAUCCUAUUUGGAACCAAUGCUACUUUCUGCACUGAAAUGGCGCAUAUUAUGUGUGCUGGCCUGUGGUGUUUAGUAGAUGGGGAUCCAUCAUGUAAGACCAAACUAGAUCCUCCUCUGGAAGGAACAGAGUGUGGAACAGACAAGUGGUGCAGAGGAGGACAAUGUGUGAGUAAGGCACCCAUUCCUCAACAUGUGGAUGGAGACUGGAGUCCGUGGAAUCAGUGGAGCAUGUGCAGUCGGACCUGUGGUACUGGAGUCCAGUUCAGACAGAGGAAAUGUGACAACCCCCCGCCUGGUCCAGAUGGACGACACUGUCCAGAAGCCAAUGUGGAGCAUAAGGCUUGUCAAGGCCAGCCUUGUCCCAAAGGAGCCCCAAGUUUCAGGGACCUGCAGUGUCUUGACCAACAUGACAGCAAAAGACAGAGCAGACUGCUGACUGGUUUUGUUAUUGAUGAUAAGCCAUGUAUGUUGUUCUGCAGCCCUGUGGGCCAUGAUGUCCCGGUCCUGAUGGCUGACAAAGUUAUUGAUGGCACUCCUUGUGGACCAUAUGAGGCAGAUCUUUGUAUUAAAGGGAGUUGUAAGAAAAUUGGCUGUGACAGCAUAAUUGGCUCCUUGGCAAAAGAAGACAUUUGUGGUGUUUGCAAUGGAAAUGGAGACUCUUGUAAAAUUGUGAAAGGAGACUUCAACCACACCAAGGGAAUGGUUUCUGUGUUUCUGUCAGGCUACAUUGAGGCUGUGGUGAUUCCUGCAGGAGCAUCGAGGAUCAAAGUCAUGGAAGACAAACCUUUACAGAGCUUUCUGGCUCUUAAAGACUCCAGCAAGAGAUCCAUCAACAGCGACUGGAAGAUUGAACUUCCAGGAGACUUUGAGCUGGCUGGAACCACGGUGCGCUAUGUUAGAAGAGGGCUGUGGGAGAAAAUUUCUGCAAAAGGACCUACUAAAUCUCCCUUACACCUAAUGGUCCUGCUCUUUCAUGACCAAAGCUAUGGAAUCCACUAUGAGUACACUAUACCUCUGAACACAAGCCAGGACCGGAUCAGUGAGAAGCAGAGAGAACCAGAGUACCUCUAUAUCUGGGCUCACAGCAGCUGGCAAAACUGUACUGUCCAGUGUGGAGGAGGGGAGAGAAGCACAGUUGUUUCCUGUAUGAGGAUAAUUAAUAACAGCAUGGAGGUUGUCAGUGAUAACUAUUGUCACUCUGAGACCCGGCCCCAGGCUAAGGUGCAACACUGCAACACUCUGCCCUGCCAAUACAGGUGGGUGACAGGUGAGUGGGGACCAUGUUCUGCCUCCUGUGGUAAAGGUCUUCAGCACAGAGAAGUGUCUUGUGUUUACCCCUCAGUAAAUGGCUCACUCAGGCACACCAAGGACUUGUACUGCCACGGAGGAAAACCUGCGGUGCAACAGGGCUGUGAGGACGACGCCUGCCUUACAACAUGGGAAGCUUCAGUGUGGUCAGAGUGUUCAUCAGACUGCAGCCAGGGUGUUCGCAGAAGGACAGUGCUGUGUAAAAACCCUGAUGGUGGAUGUGAUCCUUUCUCCAAGCCAAGUCAAGAAGAGCCUUGUGAAGAUGACUCUAAAUGCUACGAAUGGAAAUUUGGAGACUGGUCAAAGUGCUCAUCCACGUGUGGAAAGGGUCUGCAGUCACGAGUGGUCCAGUGUAUGCAUAAAGACACUGGUCGUCAUGGUGACAACUGUCCAUUAAUGUUGAGACCACCAAUUUACCGAUCCUGUUACCGUCAAUCCUGCUUUGUCAAAGUUCACAUGCCUGAAGAAAUACUAACCCAUGAGGUCGCACCCUGAUUGGUUGCUCCUUUGCUCUAAAGCCAAACAGCUGAUUGAGGAAAGAAGAAGAAGAAUACACAAGCUCCACAACAGCUGGUUAUAUGGAUAUUUUCCCAUCACAUCAGGUUCUUGAAGAGGACCGUACAGGAGGUCGGUCCUUCCCACUGUAACAUGAGGGAGGACCUUUUUUAAAGAUGAAUUGCACACUAUAUAAAUGUUUUGUUUAUAAUAACUUAGAUUUUUUUUUUUUUCUAGUAAAUAUUUGUCUGAGUUUCCAACAUUAAACCACAAUGGGAAGCACAGCACGCACAUCUAUAAGGGCAAAUAAAUCUUGGAAUGUGAGGCAAUCAGAAAUUUGGAAAUGAAAAAUUACAAGCUGUAAAUUUGAGUGCUUUUGUUCCAAGCUCCUUUUAUAUUUCAUAUAAACUGCUAUAUAGUUCGAAAAGCAAAAAAGAAGACUUAAUCCACCUGUUAAUGUGGUCUUGUUUGAUUUCAUUUUUUCUAAUGUAUACGUUUGUGUGGUAAGGUUAGGUAUUAUUUGUCUUUUUUAAAACCUGGUGCUAUAACAAUACGUUUGACAGAGAACUGAUACCUAAACUCUGCCUUAACAAAUAUAAAGUGAUCCUCUGCGACAAUGUGGAAGUUCCUUGGCCAGUGCUGCUGUAACUCCAUACUAUACCUAUAUAACAAAUGUUUCCAGUAAAGGAUUUUAUGAUUUUAUCUUAAUUAUACUAAUUAUCUAAUCCAUAUAGCUUAGGUCCACAUAAUGCUUACCAUAUUCAAAUCUGGUUUAAUACCAGUUUACCAUAAAAGCAAAAAUAUAACAUUGCUUGUGCUGUACAAGAGAACAAAGGAUAGUGUCUGAAUGAGAUCAUAGACACAUUAUGAGUUAGAGGUGAUCUGUUGUUAAUCUUCUGACUGGAGCAAAAUCUGCUUUCAUAUUACCAUCGUCUCAGUAAUAGUUGCAUGUCAUGUUGGAAUGAAAAUGGUUUGAAAUCACAUUCGACGGUUUUUUAACCAGCUGGCAGCUGAAAUAAAAAUAAUGUAUUGCUAAUUUGUGUCAAUCAAAAACUAAAUGUAUUUUUUUCACUACUAUAAAAGAAAACUUUUACAUUUCUGUUACAACUUUAUUAUCACGCCAUAGACACUAAAUUUAUGUCAUGUCUCCAUAAAAUAAACAACUACAUAAAAUAUUUUUAAAGCAGAUUUUCCCUCAAUUUCUGUAAAAAUGGAAAUACAAAGUUAGAAUUCAUCCAUUAAACAAGAAAGCUGUACAGCAAAUGGUCUGGUAAAAGAUGGUCACAACAUGGUCAUUAAUGUAAUCAACAUUGGAAGGUACUCAUCACAAUUGAAGCCUGUUUCUCCCCCAAGCUCCCCUCCCCUCCUCAUGUCCCGUUGUGCAAUCCAGCAUGAAAUACCUUCCCAUUGUCUAUCCAGAUAAUGUUGCCUGUGUUUUGGCCCUGAAUGUGUCCUGUUUUUAAAAUGUGUACUCUAACAAAAUGAUAAUGCAAUGAUCAUCAUUAUUAUUUUAAAACUUGAUAUUAAAUGAUUUCUUUUGCAACAA
Molecule: messenger RNA, 4910 nt
Organism: Girardinichthys multiradiatus
Lineage: Eukaryota; Metazoa; Chordata; Actinopteri; Cyprinodontiformes; Goodeidae
Gene: adamts17
Product: ADAM metallopeptidase with thrombospondin type 1 motif, 17
Exons: 23
Coding region: 155-3364 (1069 amino acids)
Biological process (GO): extracellular matrix organization; proteolysis
Cellular component (GO): extracellular matrix
Molecular function (GO): metalloendopeptidase activity
Source: RefSeq, a predicted model, not a curated record